AUGUUCCGAAUCGCAAUCAUCGGCGGUGGCCUUGGCGGCCUGUUCGCUGCCCUUGCCAUCAAACAUCACUGCCCAACCCAAGCCAUCGAGAUCGACAUCUACGAGCAAGCAACCCAGUACAGCGAAAUAGGCGCCGGUGUCGGCAUUGGCCCGAAUGCAGCUGCUCUCAUUGAGAAGCUUGGCUUGAUGAAGGAAGCUUUCGAAAUCGCGGGGAAGAGAGACGGCAUCUGGUUUUCUUUCCUGCGAUAUGACACUGGGGCAGAGAUUGCUACAAUGGAGAUGCCACGGACAGGUAACAAGAUGCAGUUACCCAUGCAUCGGGCGGAGUUCCUCGAUUUGCUUGUCCGCGCCAUCCAGCGGCGCAGGGCGGCCACGCUCCAUACAAACAUGCGCUGUGAGAAGCUGCUGGACCACGGAGAUACGGUGCAGGUCACCUUCGCCAACGGCGAGACGAGAUCCGCCAACCUAGUCAUCGGCGCUGAUGGUAUUCACUCUGUUGUACGGUCACACUAUGUCCAAGAUGACGCCCGAUACGGCGACAUGAUCGUCUACCGCGGGCUCUGUCCCAUCGCCGACAUUGAGCAGGACUGGCCACACCCGACUUAUGCGACCCUAUCCGUGGCCCCUGGAAAGCAUUUCCUCACGUUCCCCAUCAGUAACAACAAGACUCUGAAUGUGGUGGGCUUUGUCACAACGCCGUGGGAGAAGAUCGACCAGGGAAAUGUCAAAGAGAGCUGGACUCUUGUCGGCGACAAGGACGACAUCAGGCACGAGUACAGGGACUUUUCCCCGGCCGUCAGGAACGUGAUUGAGAAGAUGGAUGCUAACCCGCUCAAAUGGAUCCUGUUCGACCGACAAACCCCGUCGCAGUGGGUAUAUUCUGGUGGCAAGGUGGUGCUCCUGGGAGAUGCGGCGCACGCCAUGUGUCCUCACCAAGGUUGGUGA
Messenger RNA from Aspergillus terreus NIH2624, 945 nucleotides. RefSeq lists its product as uncharacterized. Gene Ontology annotation, molecular function: FAD binding; monooxygenase activity. The transcript is spliced from 3 exons. NCBI's taxonomy places the organism in Eukaryota, Fungi, Ascomycota, Eurotiomycetes, Eurotiales, Aspergillaceae. The record is from RefSeq and is a predicted model, not a curated record. Bases 1 to 945 code for a protein of 314 amino acids.